Messenger RNA from Dictyostelium purpureum, 1122 nucleotides. RefSeq lists its product as uncharacterized. Gene Ontology annotation, biological process: mitochondrial transmembrane transport. The record is from RefSeq and is a predicted model, not a curated record. Bases 1 to 1122 code for a protein of 373 amino acids. The transcript is spliced from 2 exons. NCBI's taxonomy places the organism in Eukaryota, Evosea, Eumycetozoa, Dictyosteliales, Dictyosteliaceae.
AUGAAUAAUUCAAAUACUAAUAAUAUACCAAUAAAAAAUAGUAACGCAAAUAAUAAUUUUAAAAAUCUAGUUGCAUCAUCUGCAGGUAGUUUUUUAACAUCGUUAAUAGUUACACCAUUGGAUGUUGUUAAAACUAGACUACAAACUCAAGUUACAAAACCACCACCAAAAUCAGUUUUAAAGACACAAUUUUGCAGACAACAUCGUUUAUCAUAUCAUUCUCAUUUUCAAAAGAAACAUGUUUUUAAUAAUACAACCGAUGCUUUUAAGAAAAUAUACAAAAAUGAAGGAAUUUUUACAUUUUGGAGAGGUUUAGCUCCAUCAUUAUUAAUGACUGUACCAAAUGCUGCAAUCGAGGGAUAUACAAUUUAUACUGUACCACUUAUUGCAGGUUCCAUUGCAAGAAUGGUAUCGGCUUCAGUUACAUCACCGUUAGAAUUAUUAAGAACCAAUUCACAGGGCGUUAGUUUAGCAGCAACCAAGAAUGCAAUGGCAUCAGUUGCAAAUACAGCUCAACAUGCUGUAUCCAAUGCAGCAUCUUCAACAUGUAAAGUAUUAGGUUGUUCAGCUAAUGUUUGUUUACCAACAGCUGCCGCUUACUCAACUUGCAGUACUAGAAUCCCAACAACACCACAAAAAUUCAAUUCAUUCACCCUAUUCAAUGACAUCAUUAAAAAUGUUGGUGUAAAAGGAUUAUGGAGAGGUUACAUACCAACCAUUGUGCGUGAUGUCCCAUUUUCAUCAUUAUACUGGGGCGGUUACGAGGUUUUAAAAUUAAAGUUUAUGAGAUUCCAAGACCCUUCUUAUAAAGUAGGCGGUAACUCUCCAUUUAUAAUAAACUUUGCUUCUGGUGCCAUAUCAGGAGCCUUUGCAGCUGCAUUAACAACUCCCAUCGAUGUUAUAAAAACAAGAAUUCAAAUGUCGGUACAACAAUCAUCAAAUCACUCCAAUGUAAAUACAAAAGAAUUAAGGAGUGUAAGAUAUCAUUUUAAACAAAUUAUUAAAGAAGAAGGUUUCAUAGGUUUAACUAAAGGAUUAGUACCACGUGUUGCUAAAGUUGGACCAGCAUGUGCAAUCAUGAUAUCAACUUUCGAAUGGAUUAAACAAUCAAAUUUUGAUUGA